Canariomyces notabilis is the source of this 2580-nucleotide messenger RNA. RefSeq names its product multicopper oxidase. The transcript is spliced from 3 exons. Gene Ontology annotation, molecular function: copper ion binding; oxidoreductase activity. The record is from RefSeq and is a predicted model, not a curated record. The coding region runs from base 452 to 2191 and encodes 579 amino acids. Lineage: Eukaryota; Fungi; Ascomycota; Sordariomycetes; Sordariales; Chaetomiaceae.
CGGAGCUGCGCUAUACUUUCAAGUUGCUGAAGGCCUCUAGCUGAGCAUAACGAUCGUGGCUGACGAAAGCCUCCGUGCGGCACACCUAAAAUUACGAUUCCGAAUGCUCCUCCAAGGAGUUGUCAUAUGAUACUAUUGAUGUGAGCUUCAGGGGAGCAGGCCCAUUACGGAAGGUAGACCAGGGACAACUCCUUCUCGGCUUAACCGGGCCGGAUCGUGGAAUGCCUCGCCAAAGACUCAUUGCGAGGCGACAUGGAGCCAAGCCCGCCUUCUCUUGCGGCUCUGAUCUUGAUGCUGUACGAGUAUAAAGUCGAUGAUCUCCUGCAAUGUCCCAAAGUCUAUCCAAGCAGCUCUUGGACCAAAAGCCAUCGGUCACUCAACAGGCGCGGCCACAUUCGUUCAACUUUGAAUUGAUAGCACCAUGUUAACCGAGACACUCAAGUCAAGAAACAUGUUGCAAUCAAUCCUUGCUCUUCUUGCCACCGCCCUGGGCUCAUCUGCCUUCGCCAUCCCUGAACUCCCAGAGGUCUCGCUUCAGCCCCGGCAAGCUUGCGAGAACACUGCAACGUCUCGCCAAUGCUGGGGUGACCUUUCAAUCGACACCAACUACUAUGAAGUUCUUCCCAGCACCGGGCGCCCGCCGCAGGAGUAUUGGCUGAGUGUCGUGGAGGGCCCUUGUGCCCCAGACGGAUAUAACAGGACCUGUAUGACCUUCAACGGCACCGUGCCGGGGCCAACCCUCUUCGCCGAUUGGGGCGACGAGCUCGUUAUCCAUGUCACAAACAACAUGGUCAACAAUGGCACCGCAAUCCACUGGCACGGAAUUCGCAUGCUGAAUAACACGCUCAACGACGGCGUUCCCGGAGUGACGCAGUGCGCCAUCGCCCCGGGCGAGUCCAUGACAUACCGCUUCAACGUCACCCAGUACGGCUCGACUUGGUACCACAGCCACUUCAGCCUCCAGUACGCCGAGGGUCUUUUCGGGGGCAUGAUUCUCCGGGGGCCUAGCACGGCCAACUGGGACGAGGAUCUCGGAGUCUUGUUUCUGCAGGACUGGUCGCACGUCGAAGCCUUCACUAGGUGGCAUGAAGCGAAAGCCGGGUUUCCUCCGUCACUCGAUGGCGGCCUGAUCAACGGCACAAACACAUUUGACUGCUCCACACUGUCGCCGGCGGAUCCCAAGUGCACCGGCAACGGCAAGAAGUUCGAGACAGUCUUCGAACCCGGCAAGAAAUAUCUUAUCCGCCUCAUCAACGUGGCAAUCGACGGAGUGUUCCAGUUCAGCAUCGACGGACACAGCCUCACCGUCAUAGCGACGGACUUGGUGCCCAUUGUCCCCUACACGACCGACAGCGUCCAGAUCACCAUAGGCCAGCGAUAUGAUAUCAUUGUCGAGGCAAACGCAACGCCGGGCAACUACUGGAUGCGGGCCGACUGGGUCACAGCCUGCGUGACCAACGAUCACCCCGAGCACAUGACGGGCAUCGUUCGCUAUGACGCGAGCAGCAUCGACCCCCCGACGUCCGAAAGCAACGUCACAAAAACCAGCAGCUGCCUCGGCGAGCCAAAUGAAAAGACGAUCCCGCACUUGUCGCUCGAUGUCACCAACAUUGGCGGCACCAACGUUGAGGAACUGUCCUUUGACGCGACCUCUGGCGACUACUUCCAGUGGACUCUCAAUACGAGCAGCCUGGUGCUCGAUUGGGGGAACCCGACGAUGGCCCGAAUCUUCAACGGGGAUGUCCUCUUCCCCACCGAGUACAACGUCGUUGCCGUCAACAAAACCGGCACUGGCCCGGAAUGGACAGUCCUAGUGAUUCAAGACCAAAGCAAUUUGCCCAUUGCGCAUCCGAUCCACCUGCACGGCCACGACUUUUGGGUGCUGGCCGCCGAGGAGGGCGUCUUCAAUGGCAACAUGAGCAGCUUCAACACGAGGAACCCGGCGCGGCGCGACGUCGCCACGCUGCCGGGCAGAGGCUACCUGGCCAUCGCCUUCCAAAUCGACAACCCAGGCACCUGGCUGACACACUGCCACAUUGCCUGGCACGCCAGCCAGGGCCUUUCGCUCGAGUUCGUCGAGAGCCAGUCCGAGAUUGUGACCGACGAGGUCAGCCGCGGCGUGUUUAACGACGUCUGCGCUUCCUGGCGGGCACAUGACCCCCUCUGGGAGCAGGAGGACUCGGGAAUUUGAGUUUGACGGUGUCUUUUUUCUUUCUUUCCGGUGUUUGAGACUAACAUAUGUAUCAUGGAAUUUCUUUAUUCUUUUCCUUGGUCCGUGUUGUCUGCUCUGUGGUUUAGAAUACAUGAGGAAACCCAACUGGGUGUUGAGUGGACUCCUCGGGCUCGAGCCCAACGCUCAUUGUUUCCCUAGAAGCUUUCCUGUCUCCGGUUCACCACUCCAUUGUUUGUACGGGGUACUUAACGGAUUGUUAGUCUCACUCAGUCGGCUGCAAGUGAUGGAGAAGUUUCAACUCGCAAUCUCGGACGUCCUGGCCGCGGCUCCUGCAAUGGGGGGGAUGGUCGCAGUGUGUACUGUUUAGUAGUACAGAAAAGCACAGUAAAAGGAAUACGAACUGUGUG